AUGUCCCACAAGGUGAAUAACAAGCCUUCGAUGUUCUCGUUGAUUUCCUCAAACGGCACACCGGGGGCAACCACCAUUCGGCAAGCUAAUGCUGGCCAUCGUUAUGUCUCACGUACAGUUUCCAGACCUGGAUAUUAUUCUCCGGGUCUCCUAUCAAGACCAAAUAGGCGGUCCUCGGUUUAUUUGAGGCGGAUGACCAUCAACCGGAACGAGGCCCGUGCAAUGAAGGGCUAUUUUUCCGAGUGUGCCUCCAUGAGCACUUCCGAAAAUGGUUCCAUGCAUGAAAGUUCUCCCUUGGGCCAAUCACAAGCCUCUCCUGCACCUGCAGCUGCCCCGGAUCCUUCCAAAAUUUCCCUAACUGGAUGCCCUGAAGAGACUUCCAGGGAGGUUACCCCUUUUGGUCGCGAUCCCGCUCAAAAUAGCCCCCUUGGUUCCCCUUCCAGGAACCCACACCUCAGAAAUCCAUUCAGUCCUUCGAGAAAUGUGGAAAACUCCGAAGUUAACACUUCCCUCCGCUUGCAGCGCCUGCGUGAGGAAAUGGCACACAACGAUCUCUGUGCUUACGUAAUUCCGUCAGAGGACGCCCACCAAUCAGAGUACACGUCUCCUGUUGACCAGCGAAGAGCAUUCAUUAGCGGAUUCAGCGGUUCCGCAGGUGUUGCCGUGGUUACCCGGGAUCUCUCGUGUAUGAAUGACGUUCCAGAAGGUUCCUGUGCACUUUCAACCGAUGGGCGUUACUUCACGCAGGCAUCGCAUGAGUUGGACUACAAUUGGCGUCUAUUGAGACAAGGAGUCAAAGAUGAGCCUACGUGGCAAGAAUGGGUGAUUACAGAUGCGAUUCAGCAGUCUUUGGACACGGGGAAGGUGGCCAAGAUUGGGUUUGAUCCAAAGCUAGUUACUUAUGGUGAAAUACAGGGCAUCAAGAAGCUUUGUGGGGAGCUUGUAGAGUCCAGAAGAGCAUCCACCGGCAAAAAAAUAGAUGUGGAGGUUGUGGCAGUGAGAGAAAACCUCGUGGAUGCCAUUUGGAACGAUUUCGAGAUCAAGCCCGAGCGUGAGUUUAAACCUGUGCUUCAAUUACCGCCGAAAUAUUCCGGAGAACCAACAAACUGUAAGAUCAACCGGAUGAGAGAGAAGUACUUCCUCAAAUAUGGAUGCAACAUGUUGAUUUUGAACGCCCUGGACGAGAUAUGCUAUCUUCUCAACAUGCGGGGUGACGAUAUUGAGUACAACCCGCUUUUCUACAGUUACUUGAUCGUCAGAGAGAACUCUAUAUCGCUAUACACGGAAAAACCAGAGAGGUUUAAGAAGUACCAAGACUACUUGGAGAUGACAAACUGCGAGCUCAAGGGUUAUGAUGAUAUAUGGGUGGACAUCAGGAAGGCAAGUGGUGAAUUAUUUGAGAAUCACCAGCGGAUACUUAUCACGAAGGCUGCCUCCUGGAGAAUGGUGAAUUGCAUACUGGCGAAAAACUUUGUAGUGGCCCCAAACUCGCCCGUUCAGGAAAUGAAGGAAGUUAAGAACAUGACGGAGCUUUCUGGCCAAAGAAGAUCCCAGAUCAAGGAUGGUUUUGCACUCAUCAGGUAUUUCUCGUGGCUGGAAAAGAAGUUGACCAAAGAUCACGAGUUUAUUAACGAGUAUGAGGCUGGACUUCAGCUUUUGGAGUACAGAAAGCAGUUGGAGAAUUUCCGCGGCCUCUCGUUUGAAACUAUUUCUUCCACCGGAAGUAACGGUGCCAUCAUACAUUACGCACCGAAAAAAGAUGACUGUGCCAUUAUCAAUCCAAACAAAUUGUACUUGUGUGAUUCCGGUUCCCAAUUCCUUGAAGGCACCACAGAUACAACAAGAACGCUUCAUUUUGGAACUCCGACUGAGGAAGAGCGUGUAAACUACACGUUGGUGUUGAAAGGACAAAUUGCACUUGCUGAGCUCAAGUUCCCAGAAGGAUUGACCGGGUUCCAAAUAGACUGUAUAGCCAGGCAGUUUUUGUGGCAACAUGGUCUUGAUUAUGCACACGGAACAGGUCAUGGUGUCGAUAGUUACGGACCUGUCCAUUCCAUGGGUGUCGGUAUAGGCUUUAGACCAUACUGUAACGAUAAUGUUGUCCGUGCAGGCCAUCUUAUUUCAGAUGAACCCGGAUAUUACAAGCCUGAUGCUUACGGAAUACGGCUAGAGAACAUGGUUAUCUGUCAGUACGAUCCUGAGCAGCAAAGUACUUUCAAUGGAAAGAGAUUCUUGCGGUUUGAGACUGUUACCCGAGUUCCUUACUGUAGAAGAUUGAUUAAGGUCUCAAUGUUGACCGAAAACGAAAAGGUGUGGAUCAACAAGUUCCACAAGGAGAUCUGGGAUUUGUACCACUCCAAAUUUUCUAAACGUUGCUGGGAGUAUGAAUGGUUGAAACGCGAGACGAGUCCUUUAUAA
Molecule: messenger RNA, 2418 nt
Organism: Brettanomyces bruxellensis
Lineage: Eukaryota; Fungi; Ascomycota; Pichiomycetes; Pichiales; Pichiaceae
Exons: 1
Coding region: 1-2418 (805 amino acids)
Molecular function (GO): metalloaminopeptidase activity
Source: RefSeq, a predicted model, not a curated record